AGUAGGUUUAUAGGUUACAGGUGUGUUGAACUUCACUUCGUUGCACUUCGUUACGUUCAACUGUUUAUAGAUCACAGGGGGUUUAUAGGUUACUGGUGUGUUGAACUCCACUUCGUUGCACUUCGUUACGUUCAACUGUUUAAAGAUUACAGUGGGUUUAUAGGUUACAGGUGUGUUGAACUCCACUUCGUUGCACUUCGUUACGUUCAACUGUUUAUAGAUUACAGUAGGUUUAUAGGUUACAGGUGUGUUGAACUUCACUUCGUUGCACUUCGUUACGUUCAACUGUUUAUAGAUUACAGUAGGUUCAUAGGUUACAGGUGUGUUGUACUUCACUUCGUUGCACUUCGUUACGUUCAACUGUUUAUAGAUUACAGUAGGUUUAUAGGUUACAGGUGUGUUGAACUUCACUUCGUUGCACUUCGUUACGUUCAACUGUUUAUAGAUUACAGUAGGUUUAUAGGUUACAGGUGUGUUGAACUUCACUUCGUUGCACUUCGUUACGUUCAACUGUUUAUAGAUUACAGUAGGUUUAUAGGUUACAGGUGUGUUGAACUUCACUUCGUUGCACUUCGUUACGUUCAACUGUUUAUAGAUUACAGUAGGUUUAUAGGUUACAGGUGUGUUGAACUUCACUUCGUUGCACUUCGUUACGUUCAACUGUUUAUAGAUUACAGUAGGUUCAUAGGUUACUGGUGUGUUGAACUCCACUUCGUUGCACUUCGUUACGUUCAACUGUUUAUAGAUUACAGUAGGUUCAUAGGUUACAGGUGUGUUGAACUUCACUUCGUUGCACUUCGUUACGUUCAACUGUUUAUAGAUUACAGUAGGUUCAUAGGUUACUGGUGUGUUGAACUCCACUUCGUUGCACUUCGUUACGUUCAACUGUUUAUAGAUUACAGUAGGUUUAUAGGUUACAGGUGUGUUGAACUUCACUUCGUUGCACUUCGUUACGUUCAACUGUUUAUAGAUUACAGUAGGUUUAAAGGUUGCAGGUGUGUUGAACUUCACUUCGUUGCACUUCGUUACGUUCAACUGUUUAUAGAUUACAGUAGGUUUAUAGGUUACUGGUGUGUUGAACUCCACUUCGUUGCACUUCGUUACGUUCAACUGUUUAUAGAUUACAGUAGGUUUAUAGGUUACAGGUGUGUUGAACUUCACUUCGUUGCACUUCGUUACGUUCAACUGUUUAUAGAUUACAGUAGGUUUAUAGGUUACAGGUGUGUUGAACUCCACUUCGUUUCACUUCGUUACGUUCAACUGUUUAUAGAUUACAGUAGGUUUAUAGGUUACAGGUGUGUUGAACUUCACUUCGUUGCACUUCGUUACGUUCAACUGUUUAUAGAUUACAGUAGGUUUAUAGGUUACAGGUGUGUUGAACUCCACUUCGUUGCACUUCGUUUCGUUCAACUGUUUAUAGAUUACAGUAGGUUUAUAGGUUACAGGUGUGUUGAACUCCACUUCGUUGCACUUCGUUUCGUUCAACUGUUUAUAGAUUACAGUAGGUUCAUAGGUUACAGGUGUGUUGAACUCCACUUCGUUUCACUUCGUUACGUUCAACUGUUUAUAGAUUACAGUAGGUUCAUAGGUUACAGGUGUGUUGAACUCCACUUCGUUUCACUUCGUUACGUUCAACUGUUUAUAGAUUACAGUAGGUUCAUAGGUUACAGGUGUGUUGAACUCCACUUCGUUGCACUUCGUUACGUUCAACUGUUUAUAGAUUACAGUAGGUUUAUAGGUUACAGGUGUGUUGAACUCCACUUCGUUGCACUUCGUUACGUUCAACUGUUUAUAGAUUACAGUAGGUUCAUAGGUUACAGGUGUGUUGAACUCCACUUCGUUUCACUUCGUUACGUUCAACUGUUUAUAGAUUACAGUAGGUUCAUAGGUUACAGGUGUGUUGAACUCCACUUCGUUUCACUUCGUUACGUUCAACUGUUUAUAGAUUACAGUAGGUUCAUAGGUUACAGGUGUGUUUAACUCCACUUCGUUGCACUUCGUUUCGUUCAACUGUUUAUAGAUUACAGUAGGUUUAUAGGUUACAGGUGUGUUGAACUCCACUUCGUUGCACUUCGUUACGUUCAACUGUUUAUAGAUUACAGUAGGUUCAUAGGUUACAGGUGUGUUGAACUCCACUUCGUUGCACUUCGUUACGUUCAACUGUUUAUAGAUUACAGUAGGUUCAUAGGUUACAGGUGUGUUGAACUCCACUUCGUUUCACUUCGUUACGUUCAACUGUUUAUAGAUUACAGUAGGUUCAUAGGUUACAGGUGUGUUGAACUCCACUUCGUUACGUUCAACUGUUUAUA
Chironomus riparius is the source of this 2309-nucleotide messenger RNA. Lineage: Eukaryota; Metazoa; Arthropoda; Insecta; Diptera; Chironomidae. The record is from the annotation of a GenBank genome assembly.